AUGCCUUUUGUCGCAAAUACUCCCGAGUCUUAUCUCGGUCGAUCCGAUUCAAAACUCACUGAAGGAACAUGCCGUGGUUUGACAUCCAACGGAAAACCAUGUCGCCGCCCAGUCGUUCAGCAGAACCCCGCACCAAAGACCGACAGGCGCAGACGUCCCGUGACGCCUGAUCCACGCGAUGAGAGUCUCUACUGCUGGCAGCAUCGUGAACAAGCCAACAUCUCAGCACAAUCUAGCCCUGGCCCGCGACCCAAUGCGACACCAAUCUUGGAAGGUCGUACGAGCUUGGAUACGUUGACGGAUAGAUUGGGAUUGGUGGACCUGAACGAAAAGAAACAUGGGAACGGGAGACUGAAUGGUUCGAAACCACAAUCGAAAAAGUCGUCUCUGUUGUGCUGCUUUUGCUUUUCGGUUCCUUAUGAAGACGAUGAGGAACCAGAACGUCCACAACCACGCCCUGUUCAGCACACAUCCGCGUCCAACCAAGGACUGAGCCCAUCACAAAACAUGUCCGGCGGCAAAUCUUCCCGCAAAUCACGUAAAUCAACGGGCUCCCGGACAGCAACCAUCAAAGAUUUCAUCCCCGACUCUCUAGACACCACCACUGCCUCGGCGCUAAUGGCCGAGAUGUCCCGUCCGUUCGGCAGUGGAGAAGAGCCUGGCUUCAUCUACAUGUUCUGGCUCACUCCCACAUCUCAGUCCAAAUCUGCCGCGCCCGUUGAUGCAGCACGCUCUCUCCUAGCACCUCCAUCACCAAACAACCAAUCGCGCUCACGAAGUGCAAGCAACGCUGUGCGCAGCUUUGCAGCUUCAGAUCCAGCCAACUCUAAAAGCACUAUGCUUCUCAAGAUCGGCCGCGCAUCUAAUGUGCAGCGCCGACUGAACGAGUGGCAGCGCCAAUGUGGUCGCGAAGUUGAGCUUCUACGAUACUAUCCCUAUAUUCCUGGUUCACAUGAAUCGUCCGGCGUGGUCCCACACAUGACGCCGCACGUACACCGUGUAGAGCGUCUGGUGCACCUAGAGCUUUCAGGAUUGGGUUUCAAGGCGGAUGCGGGCAAGUGUGCCGCUUGUGGUAGAGAACAUCGCGAGUGGUUCGAGGUAGAAGCCACAAGAGACGGCAUCAAAGCUGUCGAUGAUAUCAUCAGAAGGUGGAUAGAAUGGGAUGAAAUUAACCCAUAA
Messenger RNA from Fusarium venenatum, 1179 nucleotides. Its product is annotated as meiotically up-regulated gene 113-domain-containing protein. The record is from RefSeq and is a predicted model, not a curated record. Lineage: Eukaryota; Fungi; Ascomycota; Sordariomycetes; Hypocreales; Nectriaceae.